GUUUUUACGUGAUAUGACAUAGGCAAUGUUUACGAUGCGAGUCGGAUGUGCGAUUUACUUAGGGCUCUACCUAUUGGCGACUUGGACAAACUGCGUGUCGUGUGAGAGGUAUUACUACUACAUCAGAAAUGGCAAGUCCUGGUCGGAAGCACAGAAGUACUGUCAGGCUACGUUCAGAGGAGAUCUAUUGGACUACAGCAACAUCGACGUAUCCCUCCUGUAUCAGCACGUGCCAAACGCGACCCUGUUUUGGACAGGUUAUCACACUGGACUGUCCGAUUGGAUAGCAAACCAAGGUUGUUUCCCUGCCAACAGUAUAACGGGCAUAAGCCGGAAACCUGUUACACUGAAGACUUACAAUGCAGCUUAUUGUCAGUCCCAGUGUAAGGAAUACCAAUAUUUCGCAUUGAAGAACAAUAGCUGUGACUGUCUGCAUGCUUUCCCACCACGAACUGACUCAGUGCCGGACGACUUGUGUAGUAUACAGUGUAUAAAUUCAACCUUCAACGAACCAUGUGGAGGAGCUAGCGUCUACAAUGUGUACGCAAAGUCUGUAUACCAGGAUAAAACUACGUUGCCUUCACGCAGAUGCAUUUCCAUUACGUGCAAUCGACAGCCACGUGUCGCAGACGAGAGCCUACAGUACUUUGUUGAAAGCUGUUCUGAAAAACACACACCGUUAUGUAGAUAUAACAGAACAACCGACAAACUCGUUGUCCUGAACCAAGCGACCACGUGGAUCAGCGCUGUCUCAAGCUGUCAGAAUUACAGCCAUACCUACCUUGCUGCGACCCUGCGAACGGAUUGUAACUAUGGAUACAGUGCGUUGUUUGAUAACCGGUUCUGGAUCGGUGUGUUCCGGGGACAAUAUUCAGAUUUUAUAUCAGGAACACUAGACGGACUUGGCAACAUACUGUCGUGUCAGGGUACCUAUGCUCGUAGCGAUGGUUCCUUAUCCGGUUUUACUAUACAGAACUGUCAGACAAAAAAAGCCUUCAUAUGUGCUUCUGAUUUAUUAAUCGCUUCCCAAAAUCCGUUCACACUGAACCCCACAACUACGACCGUUACCACUCCUACUACCACUCCUACUACAACCCCUACCACUACUUCCACUCCUACUACAACUCCUACCACAACCCCUACCACCACAACCCCAACCACCACAACCCCUACCCCUACUACCACUCCUACUACAACUCCUACUACAACCCCUACCACUACUUCCACUCCUACUACAACUCCUACCCCAACCCCUACCACUACUGCAACCCCUACCACUACUGCAACCCCUACCACUACUACCACUCCUACCACAACCCCUACCACAACCACUCCUACAACAACCCCUACCACUACUGCAACCCCUACCACUACUGCAACCCCUACCACAACCACUCCUACAACCACCCCUACCACUACUGCAACCCCUACCACUACUACCACUCCUACCACAACCCCUACCACCACACCCCCAACCACCACAACCCCUACCACUACUACCACUCCUACUACAACCCCUACCACUCCUACUACAACCACAACCCCUACCCCUACUACCACUCCUACUACAACUCCUACCACAACCCCUACCACUACUGCAAUCCCUACCACUACUACCACUCCUACCACAACCCCUACCACAACCACUCCUACAACAACCCCUACCACUACUGCAACCCCUACCACUACUGCAACCCCUACCACAACCACUCCUACCACUACCACCACUCCUACUACAACCCCUACAACUUCUACUUCAACCACAACCCUUACCACUACUUCCACUUCCACUUCUACUACAACCACAACCCCUAACACUACUACCACUCCUACUACAACUCCUACAACAACCCCUACCACCACAACCCCUACAACUACUACAACUCAUACCACUGCCACCACUCCUACAACUACCCCAACCACUACUACCACUCUUACUACCACUCCUACUUCAACCCUUUCCACUCCUAUUACAACCCCGACCACUCUUACUACCACUCCUACAACUCCUACUACCACUCCUACUACAUCACCUACCACUCUUACUACCACUCCUUUUACAACCCCUACCACUACUACCACUCCUACUAUCACUCCUACAACUCUUACUACCACUCCUGUUACAACCCCUACCACUACUACCACUUCUAUUACCACUCCUAUCACCACAACUCCCACCAUUACACCAACUCUUACAACUAGCCCUUCCACCACUAAACAGAACACCAUGAGGACAACGUGGAGAAUGCGGGCUACAUCUACAAGAAAAAUCAUCAUAACUACAGUAGCUACACUGGCGUCUGGUAUACCUAGUGCCAAUGUCGGCAAUUUUCCUAUGUCGGCAGUGGGAGGUGGAGUGGGUACUCUGGCCGUGUUGAUUGUGGCAGUUAUUAUCUUUGUUGUGGUAAAGAAAUCAAGAAACCGGAAGAGGAACACAUCGAACGGUACUCGGUUUACCGGCACGAAUAUUCCUUCUGAAAAAAGUGACAACACUUUAGCUCGAGACAAUCCUUUGUAUGACCAUAUUGGUGGUGGAGGUGGACCAGCAAUGUUUAAAAAUCCAACAUAUGCAUCAGAUAAUUUCGACUCAAAUGAUAGUUAUGAUGCUGGACAACUGCAAAACGAUGAAAACACGUAUUCAACGGCGUCUUCAAGUCCGUAUUUAACAUGUUAUCCGGAUACAUAUGCACAUCAAUCAAUAGCAUAGCAUAUACACAGUUCAUAAGUAACAUAAUCUUACUCAUUAGUAACACAUAAAUAACUCAUUUGGGACACAAUAGUAAAGUUAAACAAAACCCAUUUAAGUUACACAUGUCAUUCAAUAGGAAUAUGAACAGUGUAUAUAUUUAUCACCUUUGUAACACAA
Molecule: messenger RNA, 2866 nt
Organism: Mizuhopecten yessoensis (Yesso scallop)
Lineage: Eukaryota; Metazoa; Mollusca; Bivalvia; Pectinida; Pectinidae
Product: mucin-5AC-like
Exons: 11
Coding region: 26-2707 (893 amino acids)
Source: RefSeq, a predicted model, not a curated record